AUGGGAAGGAUCUUACAUCUUGAGCAAGGCGUUUGGGUGAAAGAUCAUAUGGGAGCUUGGAGCUUUAUGAACACUGUUGACUAUUAUGGUGAAGCUAUACUAGCUCGGGAGAAUGAGACUUUUGAAGAUUUUCAGAAUAUUGUUAGGAUGCGUUUGGAGUUGGCUCCUGACACCCCUCUUGCUCUGACUUAUCAGUGGCCUGAGUGGAUGCUUGUGCCUAACCGUCCACGACCUCAACUGGUCAACAUCUCGGAGACAAGAGAUGUAGAAGUAAUGAUGAGUCUCAUUGAUUCUCGCGAUCUUCUUGUCCUAUUUGUGACAUCUGGUGCUGAAGACGUUGCGAGAUACCAGUUCUACGGCUGGACUUCUUUCUUGUUUGGUAACACAAGAUUUGUUGGUCCUGGAGUUUUGGAAUCUGCUCAUCGUCAGUUCAUAAGAGACAUGUUAGGUAAUCGUCCAUUUUCCUGUGCAACUGGGAUGCUUGAGAUGGUGUGUACUCAACCACAGCUCCUGGCUCUGUACCGUAUGUCCCUUUAG
Eruca vesicaria subsp. sativa (arugula) is the source of this 537-nucleotide messenger RNA. Lineage: Eukaryota; Viridiplantae; Streptophyta; Magnoliopsida; Brassicales; Brassicaceae. The record is from the annotation of a GenBank genome assembly.